Molecule: messenger RNA, 1906 nt
Organism: Tupaia belangeri chinensis (Chinese tree shrew)
Lineage: Eukaryota; Metazoa; Chordata; Mammalia; Scandentia; Tupaiidae
Gene: KRT32
Product: keratin 32
Exons: 7
Coding region: 56-1132 (358 amino acids)
Biological process (GO): intermediate filament organization; epithelial cell differentiation
Cellular component (GO): cytoskeleton
Molecular function (GO): structural molecule activity
Source: RefSeq, a predicted model, not a curated record
UGUAAGUUGCCGGCCUGAGCUGUGCCUGGGUUAUGUCUGCCAGCCUGUGACGUGCAUGCCUUCUAUCUGCAUGCCCACCACCUACCGGCCAGCCGGCUGCUCCUCUAAGACCUACCUACCCAGUUCCUGCCGGCCAACCAGUGGCAUUACCAGCACCAUGGGUACCUGUAACUGGUUCUGCGAAGGUACCUUCAAUGGCAAUGAGAAGGAGACCAUGCAGUCUCUGAAUGACCGCCUGGCCAGCUACUUGGAGAAGGUGCGCCAGCUGGAGCAGGACAAUGCCAACUUGGAGAACAAGAUCCAAGAGGCCUGCCAGUCCCAGGUGCUCACCAUGUGUCCCGACUACCAAUCCUACUUCAGGACCAUUGAGGAGCUCCAGCAGAAGGUUUUGUGCACCAAGGCAGAGAAUGCCAGGAUGGUUGUGCACAUUGAUAAUGCCAAGCUGGCUGCUGACGACUUCAGGACCAAGUACGAGACCGAGGUGUCCCUGCGGCAGCUGGUGGAGGCUGACAUCAAUGGCCUGCGCAGGAUCCUGGAUGAUCUGACCCUGUGCAAGGCUGACCUGGAGGCCCAGGUGGAGUCCCUGAAGGAGGAGCUGAUGUGCCUCAGGAAGAACCACGAGAAGGAAGUCAGUACCCUCCGAUGUCAGCUUGGGGACCGCCUUAACAUUGAGGUGGAUGCCGCACCCCCCGUUGACCUGACCCGGAUGCUGGAUGAGAUGCGGUGUCAGUACGAGACCAUGGUGGAGACCAACCAAAGGGACGUGGAGGAAUGGUUCAAUACGCAGAUGGAAGAGCUUAACCAGCAGGUAGCCACAAGCUCUGAACAACUUCAGAGCUAUGAGUCAGACGUCAUUGACCUGAGACGCACAGUCAACACACUGGAGAUCGAGCUGCAGGCCCAACACAGUCUGAGGAACUCUCUGGAAAACACUCUGGCAGAGACGGAGGCCCGCUAUAGCUCCCAGCUGACCCAGAUGCAGGGCAUGAUCAUUGACGUGGAGGCUCAACUGGCUGAGAUCCGGAUUGACCUGGAGCGUCAGAACCAGGAGUACCAGGUGCUGCUGGACAUGAGGGUCCGGCUGGAGUCUGAGAUCAACACAUACCGGGGCCUGCUGGAGAGCGAGGACUGAAAGUUGCCCUGUAACCCAUGCUCCACAUCUUCCUGUUUCCCUUGUGUGCCCUCCCCCUGUGUGCCACGUACUGUGUGUGUGCCACCCACUGUCUGUGUACCUUGCUCACCCUGUCCCCCUGGCCGCUACUGAAGUCCUUCAGGGCUGGUGGAUCCUGGAGGGACUGGAGCUGGGCAACCUGGUGUCUCUUCAGGCCGAGCCUGAUCACAGUUCAGUGAGCAAAAGAGCAGAGCCAGCCUCAACCAUCAAGGAAGACCCUGAGCAGAACAGGAAGUGGACUGUCCUCAACAUGUUGGGAUAUUACAGGGAAGCUCUAGCCCCACCUCUUCUGGAAGGUGGAAGAGGGGAAGAUUAGGGAAGGAAAUUAGGGAAAAAAUAGGGAGGAAAGACAUUUGUAGGAUAAGACAGAGCACACAUGAACAAAGAUUAGAAGAAAGUAUUAGCUUGGGGGGAACCGAAAGACUUGUAGCUGGUGGCAUUUGAGAUAGGUCUUGAAGGUUAAAUGGGAUGUCUUACUUGAAGUGAUUUUUACCUGUUUAUGAUAUGAUGUAUAGUAUUCUCAACUGGACUUGUCUGAAGCGUAUUCCAUGUUGGGUAAAUUCACUUUACAAGCUCAGUGAUGUAUAGUUAUCAAAUGUAUAAAAUAAAUGAAAAGAAAACUGCUCCUUCUAUUUCCAUGGGUAAACUGUUCUCUCUGGUGAUGUUUCUGGUUGUCUAUGCUGCCACACAGAGCAUGUAUUCUUAGUAGACUGGGAAAUAAAGCUGUAUUCGUGG